Messenger RNA from Gekko japonicus, 6941 nucleotides. RefSeq names its product zinc finger protein 407 (gene ZNF407). The record is from RefSeq and is a predicted model, not a curated record. Bases 1 to 6780 code for a protein of 2259 amino acids. Gene Ontology annotation, molecular function: nucleic acid binding; zinc ion binding. Gene Ontology annotation, cellular component: nucleus. The transcript is spliced from 9 exons. NCBI's taxonomy places the organism in Eukaryota, Metazoa, Chordata, Lepidosauria, Squamata, Gekkonidae. Gene Ontology annotation, biological process: regulation of gene expression.
AUGGAUAAUGAAAAAAAUCAGAAGAAUGAUGAAAGUGACAAGAAUGUACCAAGUGAAUCAGUACAAGAAGCAACUAAAAAUGUUUUUCCUGAAAUGCUUCACAGUGAUUCUUUCUCUAACCACAAAAUAAACAGAUUUUCAACUGAAGGACAGAGAAACCCUGAGAAAAAACCUGAAGAGAAUGGUGCAGCCAAAAGACUGUUACUUGAAUCUGCAGAUCAAGACUUCAUUGAAACAAAUAUACUGGAAAAUGAACCUGUCUCAAAACGAUUAAAGCUGACUGUUUCAGAACACACCAAAGAUUAUGAAAGCAAACUACCUAGUACCCCAGUGCGUGAAGAUUCUGUUGAUGGGAGCAGCUGUACUGUAGAUAAAGCUUUUGAAGGGAUAGAAAGAUGUCCCUGUAAUGAUGGGUUUGUUUCAAAAGUUUCAUGUGUACCUGAAGGUGAUACUCCACAGGAAAUACAUGAGGAAACGGGCCAUUCCCAAGAGGAUGAAACAGCUAAUCCUGUGUCUAAAUCUUUUUUCCGAGAUGAUGAAACAAGUGUUAGCUGUACAACUGGUAGCACUGUAGAUGUUUCUAAAUGUGAAACCUGUGAAAGAGUUUUUUCCACUUAUACUGAUUUAGAAAAGCAUAUUCAAGAAACCCAUCUGAUGCAACCCAAAGAAUAUGUCAGCCCACAGAGGGCUCGUAAAUCAGAACACAUUCCAUCUUUAAAAAUGCGUGUCAAGCAGGCUCAUGGGCAACUUAAAUUAUAUUUUUGUGAUCUCUGUGGUUUUCAGUCUUUUGAGGAAGAUCUCUUGCGAGGUCAUUUUCUUGGCAAGACCCACCUCCGAAGACAAAAUCUUGCUGCCCGGGGAGGAUUUGUAAAGAUAUUGACGAAAAAAUCUUUUCAUAAAAAACAGCAGAACCCAUGUCAAGGAAAGAAUGCAAGAGUAAAAUCUACAGUUAAUAAUAAGCCUAAAAUAAGGAAUACUGAUUCAAAUCAAUUGAUAACUUCAAAUAACACAGCAAACAACUUGAAAACGAGCAGCCAAUUGUUUGUUGAAAUGACUCCAUCUAAAGAUAUUUCCAGAGAGAGUGUUAACAACGAGGAAGUGUUUUUCUGCAAUGCAGAUGGAAAUCAUGAUGUCCAGGCUGAACAGAAUAUUUCAGAGUCCUCAGACUGCAAUCCAGAUGUAUUGGAGCCUGUUAAGGGUAACCAAGAGAAAGUUAGCAAUUUAAGCACCACAGGGAUGUUUGACAGAUUCCAACAAAAAAGAAAUACCUUGGCACGAAGAAUAACUUUCAAACAAAGUGGUUCGUUCAGACUAAACCAGCAGAUUAAAAGACGGUAUCAUUUGCUGGGCAUUGGUAAAAGAAGCAAGCCCGAUUCCAGUUUGAAGCACAGCACUGGGGAAGAGUGCAGUCAGGAUGAUUUGUCACAGGUCUCCUUAAAAGUGUUAGAAAUGGAAGGUGAUGUUAACUCUUUAGGCAAAACAGCUUCAAACAAACAGGAGCUUAAUCCAGAUAGAACAGAAGCAUGCUCUCUUGCCAUGGAAUUUGACAAUUCUAAAAAAAACCCUCCAGACAUCCAGAAACCUCUGCAUCCUUAUAAUCCCUGUGGGUGUAGCUUGCAGAACCUCAAAGGCUGGACAUUAGUUGUUGAUCGAGAACAUGGGGAAGAACUGAAAUUUCAUUGUCGAACAUGUGGCUGUUCUUACACAUGUAAAGAAGACUUUGAAGAGUACUGUCAAAAGAACAGCCAGCAUAUGGAUGGUUUCAAGAUGAAUUGCUGUCAUUGUUCAUUCCUUGCCCCAAAUUACAUAAGCCUUGGGAAACACAUGCGUGAUGAACAUGGCAUGUCCCGUUAUUGUGGUACCUGUCACCUAUAUUUUCUAACCGAAGAUGAAAUGGCAGCUCAUAAUGCAGCUGAGCAGCAUGUUAGUUUAUUAUCUCAAGAAAAUACUUUUCAGCCAUCUAACAGCGAAGUGGCUGUGCAAACAGCAUCCUGCACUGUGAUGGAAACAGGUAGUAUUCCAAAGGUAGAUUGUGACGAAGUGCAAAUACGGCAAGAAGUCACCAGGUCCUCUGUUGUACAUCCUGGUAAUGAGUUCAAGGAAUCUAUCUUGAGUAGAACCCAGUUUCAGUGUAAAAAAUGUUUUUAUAAAACCAGAUCAUCUUCUGUUCUUACAAGACACAUAAAACUUCGACAUGCUCAGGAAUACCAUUUCCUUUGUAAAGCAUGCAAUCUGUAUUCAUUAAGCAAGGAAGGAAUGGAAAAACACAUCAAGAGAAGUAAACACCUUGAAAAUGCCAGAAAAAAUAAUAUUGGUUUACGUUUUGAAGAAUGUAUUGAAAGGGUAUGUCUAGGUGCAAGUGAUGGUAAAAAACUAACAGAACCACUAGUGUAUGGGAAUUUAAAGACUGGAUCUGAAAAUGAAAGUAUGCAUGUUCCAUUCUGCACUUUAGAGAAUGUAUCAAUAAAUAAGGAGUUGUUUCCAUCAGGUGAAACCAUUAAAGAUAGUGAGUUGGUUCUGGAUAGUGCACCAAAAAGAGGGAGACCUAAAGGCACUAUUUCUCGGACAUGCCCUCAUUGUGGUUUAUUGGCUUCCAGUGUCACAAACUUGACUGUCCACAUUCGGCGAAAGCAUAGCCAUCAAUACAGCUAUUUGUGUAAAGUAUGCAAUUAUUAUACUGUAACUAAAGGUGACAUGGAACGCCACUGUGCUACUAAGAAGCAUAAGGGUCGUUUGGAAGCCAAUGGAAAACAAAAUGUAGAGAUCAUUGUAUGCCCAGAAGGAGGCAAUGUUGAAGUGAAUAGCAAGAAGGUAGCAAGUCCUGUGAGUAUUUCGAAUGAACCUGUUGACCAUUGCAAUCAGUCUUCACAUGUGGACAUUUCUGUUUUGGGAAGCCAGGAAGAUGAUCAGCUCAGUGCCAUUCAAAUGCAGGCUGAAAAUGUACUUCAGCUUCAUGAACUGCAUAGAAAUCAGGGCUCUGCAGAAAUAAAGCAACAAAGAAUUGCAGAACUGGGUACUACUAGCCAAGAUGGAGACUUGUUGACUCAAACAGGAGUUGCAAAUACAAAUGAUAAUCAGUGUAAUUAUUGCAAUUUUGUUGCACACUCUUUUUCUUCUCUGGAAGUUCAUGUAAAACGCAAGCACACUAAAGAAUUUGAAUACUACUGUAUGGCUUGUGACUAUUAUGCAGUUACUCACCGAGAGAUGAUUAGGCAUGCAGCAACUGAGAAGCACAAAAUUAAAAGACAAUCUUAUACUUGCACUUCUGGAGAGGAGACAGAUGCAACUGACAUUGCCAAAGAAAAAGCUGUAACGUCUCAAGAAGAACAUCAGCCCAUGGAAGAUUUUCAAACUGCAUUGAGUGAAAUAAAAUACAAAAACAAUAUUGAAGAGAAAACCCUUGGAGAGCAGGAGACUCUGAAAGUGGAGAAGUUGUCUAAAGCUGCUACAGAAGAUAGUGCUGCUUCAAAGGGUUUUAAAGAAGACCAUGUCUUUGAUGGUGUAGAUGUUGAGCUUGAAGCUAUUGGUAGCGUUCUGCAGGAAAAUGAAGACGCUCAAGCAACAGUGAAUACAAAUUUUGAUUUUACAACAGGAUCUGGAAAUAAAAACUUGGCUUUUGGCAAAGAAUCUUUGAACUUGAACUUCACAAACAAUAGGAACAACUUGGACGAACAUACUGAAAAAGAAUUUGGAAGCCCUGAGCCAGCUGCUGAGGAGGUGAAGGCAGAAGCCCAUUUGACUGUACUUUCAGAAACAUGCAGCCCAGCAGAAGAGCAAAAUAUGGAUGAAAGUGCUGAAGAGGCUAUGCAAAAUAUGCAUACCUUACAAGAAGAAAAAAACUUUCAUGAAGGUUCUACCAUAGAGGAAGAGCACUCACUGAUAGAUGCACAACAUGAAGCAGAAGUGUCUAUUCACACAGUUUGGGAUGCUGAUGGCUCCACAGUCGAAGGUAUACAAGACAGUAGCAACGAGGCUGUGAACAACUUUGCCAGUACUUAUCUUAGAGUGAGGGAGGGCACAGCAGUACAAAGCAGUGGCCAGUUUGAUUCUUCUAUAGUAAAACUAAAAAGCCACGAAGAAGGUUCUGAACCAGUGGAUCAUUUUGUGGAGGGACAGAAUCUAAGUGGACUGAAAGUCUGUGAUUUAGCCAUGAAAGCAGAGGCCUCACAAAGCGGCGGGAAAAAGAAGAAAGCCGAAGGAAACCCCCUCAAGGAAUCUACCCGUAUUCGCUGUGAUGACUGUGGUUUUUUAGCAGACGGUUUGAGUGGACUAAAUGUUCACAUAACCAUGAAGCAUCCUUCAAAAGAGAAACAUUUCCACUGUUUACUGUGUGGGAAAUCAUUUUAUACAGAAAGCAACCUUCACCAACACCUGGCUAGUGCUGGCCACAUGAGAAAUGAAGAAGCCAGUGUGGAGGAGUUGCCAGAGGGCGGCACUACUUUUAAAUGUGUUAAAUGCACAGAGCCGUUUGACUCUGAACAAAAUCUUUUUCUUCAUAUUAAAGAGCAACAUGAAGAACUGCUCCGGGAGGUCAAUAAAUACAUUGUCGAAGACACUGAACAAAUCAACCGGGAGCGAGAAGAAAAUAAAGGCAAUAUUUGCAAAUAUUGUGGGAAGAUAUGUCGAAGCAGUCACUCCAUGGCAUUCCUAGCUCAUAUCCGCACACAUACAGGAUCAAAGCCAUUCAAGUGCAAGAUUUGCCACUUUGCAACAGCUCAGCUAGGAGAUGCCAGAAACCAUGUCAAGAGGCACCUUGGGAUGAGGGAAUACAAGUGUCAUGUCUGUGGGGUGGCAUUUGUAAUGAAAAAGCACUUAAAUACUCAUUUAUUGGGAAAACACGGAGUUGGAACACCAAAAGAAAGGAAAUUUACAUGCCACUUGUGUGACAGAAGUUUUACAGAGAACUGGGCACUGAACAAUCACAUGAAGCUUCACACGGGAGAAAAGCCAUAUAAGUGCACAUGGCCUACAUGCCAUUAUUCUUUUCUCACAGCAUCAGCCAUGAAAGACCACUAUAGGACUCAUACAGGCGAGAAGUCAUUCCUAUGUGACCUUUGUGGCUUCGCUGGCGGGACACGUCAUGCCCUCACCAAGCAUCGGAGGCAACACACAGGAGAGAAGCCAUUCAAGUGUGAUGAGUGUAACUUUGCUUCUACAACCCAGUCCCAUCUGACACGGCACAAACGCGUCCAUACUGGGGAAAAACCCUACAGAUGCCCUUGGUGCGACUACAGGUCUAACUGUGCUGAAAAUAUCCGGAAGCAUAUCCUACACACAGGCAAACAUGAAGGGGUGAAGAUGUAUAACUGCCCCAAGUGUGAAUAUGGUACCAAUAUCCCAGUGGAAUUCCGCAAUCACCUGAAAGAGCUGCAUCCCGAUAUUGAAAACCCUGACCUAGCUUACCUGCAUGCUGGCAUAGUUUCUAAGUCCUAUGAAUGUCGGCUGAAGGGUCAAGGAGCUACAUUCGUAGAAACCACUAGCCCUUUUACCACAGCAGCCCUGGGAGAAAUUUCUCCAAUUAAAGAGAAGGUUCUUCAGAGUGAUGGAAGACAACUACCAUCCACCGAACAAGUUCAGCAAGUGAUUAUUAUUCAAGGCUAUGACAGUGAUUUUUCAAUUGAUGCCUCAGUUGAGGAAACAGCAGCAGCUACACUUCAGACAUUGGCCAUGGCUGGCCAAGUGGCAAGAGUUGUCCAUAUUACUGAGGAUGGGCAAGUUAUAACCACAAGUCAAAAUGGCUCUCAUGUGAGCAGUAUGAUUCCAGGACAAAUACUCACGGAACAAUUGCCAGAUGGAAAAACACAGGUGGUUGUCGUUGAAGGCCCUUUAGGAGGGACUGAUAUUGGAGAUGCUGUUUCCAUAGAAACAGGUUCAGACUCCAGUAAUGCUAUGGUACAGCAGAUAAUGAGACAGGAGAUUUUAGAUCCAUCAGAGGUUGCAAGACUACACCCACCGGAGUCUGCCUCAGCCUUAGAUGCCUUGCUUUGUGCUGUAACAGAGCUGGGUGAAGCAGAGAACAAAGCAGGACUCCUGGACAGAACACAGCUCGAUCACAAAGAUGCACUACAGAUCUCAGAUCCAGAAGCACACAUUGUUUCUAAUGGCAGCACAGUUCAGGAAACACAGAUGUUCCAUGACAUUCAAGGGACUGAUGAAGAGAGAGAACCUAUGGAAGUAGUAACACAGGUUGUGCACCCAUCUACCAUAAUUGCCUCUCAAGAGAGAGCAGAGGUCACCUUCAAGAAAAUGGUUGAACGAGUGUUACAGUUUGCUGUAUGUGAUACAGCUGCAGCAGACCAGCUGAUGAAAGAAGGUGUCACUCAGGUUAUUCUGAAUGAGGAAGGGACUGUGCAUAUGGUGGCUAGAGAAGGUUCUCAGAUAAUAAUGCAAGAAGCUGGCAGCCAUACCCUGAGUGUCCAGAGUGAACAUAUGGACUUGAUCGGCCCUGAUGGAGAAAUUUCACAGAUCAUCGUCACAGAGGAAAUAGCUCAAGCCAUGGUUAGGGAUUCUAACACCAGCUUCUCUGAGGGUGCAACACAUUACAUUGUAACAGGAUUACCACAGCAGUUAGAGGAUGAGUCUGGAGUAUAUUCACAUACUGUGAUAGAUGCAGAUGAGCCUCAAGAGAUUUUGCAGGCUGGCACUCUUGGGAACUCUAAUAGUAUAUCUUCUGAUGGAAAUGGCGAACACCUUGCUAGUAUGGUCAUUUACACAGAAGAGGGUUCACAAACGGCUGUUGUCCAGGGCCAAAGAAAUAGUAAUGAAUUACAGGAAGUAUGAAAGAAUCAGCGUUCAUACAGCUUUGGCGGCGGAUAAAAUGGGACACUUGGAGACAUUAUAAUUAAUUUAAUUUGUCAACAUUCUUGAGUGAUAUUCUUCUACCCAGAUAUUCAACACAUUCUGUCUGAAGUUAAUGUCAGUUGGGAAUGAUCUCCAGAAAG